Messenger RNA from Apiotrichum porosum, 1884 nucleotides. RefSeq lists its product as uncharacterized. The coding region runs from base 1 to 1884 and encodes 627 amino acids. The record is from RefSeq and is a predicted model, not a curated record. The transcript has 2 exons. NCBI's taxonomy places the organism in Eukaryota, Fungi, Basidiomycota, Tremellomycetes, Trichosporonales, Trichosporonaceae.
AUGUCCCUCCUUGCCCUUCUCGUGGCGGCGGUGCCGGCGGCCGCCCACCUUCACCUGCAGAGCAACGCGUGCUACGGUUACCGUAACAACAAUCUCAAUACCAUCUACCCUCUGAGUCAAGGGACUUUUGAUGAGUGGUGGUUCCACGGCUACGUCGACGACCCGCCCGCUGAUGACAAGAUUGUCAAUCUCCCCGCUGGUGGCGUCACCACACAGUCAGUCGGCUGCUCCACUGGUACUCCUGGUCUGGACUACACCGCAGGUGUUUGCGACUCUUCGAGCGGCGGUGACGGCGGUACCACUCACGCUGUCGAUGUCAUGCGUACUCCUUUCGACCUCCUCCAGGACGUUCGCGGCUGCGGUAUUGCUAUUGCCUACGAGUCCGAUGCCUCUCUCGUCCAGCCCGAGGAUUUUGUCGUCAUCUCCGUCAACACGUCCUGCCCGUGGCGGAGGUCGAACGACUUCCACAUCCCCGCCGAUCUCCCCGCUUGCCCCGAGGGUGGUUGCACCUGCAUGUGGGGAUGGGUCCACUCUCCCAACGCCGGUGGUGCCGCUGAGAUGUACUUUAACGGUUUCCGCUGCAACGUCACUGGCGCCACCGGCACCGUCCCCCUCCCGACUGCCCAACUCGCUCGCAAGUGCAACGUUGACAAGAACAACUGCACUGUUGGCGCUAAGAGCCCCCACUACUGGUGGCAGAAGGAGCGUAACAACAACUUCCAAGGAUACAGCGACCCUCCCUUUUACAACACCGACUACGGCUACCAGAAUGGUGCGCAGACCGACCUCUGGGAGACCGGAGAUGAGAGCCUCUGGGCCCACGAGUGCGACUGGGCUCCUGGUCCUCAGCUGUACGACGGCGCUUGGUCCAACGUCCGCGAGGUCCGUGGCGAGUGGAACGGCACUUCGAUCCCCGAAAAGGUUCGCCAGAACGCGACCAACCCUGCUUCCCAGUGUGUCAACUGGACCAAGACUUCCACCUCGCUCGCCAGCACCAGCACUGCCGUCACCACGUCAGUGACUUCGUUCUACUCCACUGCCACCACGGACGCUGCUACGCAGUCCACCUCCAGCUCGUCCGAGUCGCUCUCCGCCAGCUCGUCCGAGUCUCUUUCGGUCAGCGAGUCUGCCACUACUGUUUCGCAGUCUAGCUCCACCCUUGCUACCGAAGCUUCUCAGUCGGCAUCGACUUCAUCGACCGAGUCAUACGAGUCCGUUUACUCGUCGGCAUCCUCGUCCGGCUACAUCUCCGAGGCUGUCUCUUCGGAGGUCCCCGCUUCUACCACUGCCACGUUUGAGCCUUCGUCAACCCAGUCUAUCUCGUCGAGCGAAACCAUCGCGUCCACCACCAAUUCGGCCACUUACGAGGCCCCCACCUCUGUUCAGACAACCGAGGUGCUGUCGUCGGUGGAGUCGACCUUCAGUGAGAGCGCUUCCACCGAGGCCGUGAACACGGGUUCGGGUGUGUCGGAGGAGAUUGUUUCAACCGCCACCGGUGAGCCAUCUGGUUUCUCGACCGAGGCCGCCUACUCGACAGCUGGUGCUGUGUCCUCUGCUGAGGCCAUUUACUCGUCGGUUGAGUCUGCUACCACUUCCGCCCCGGCCUUCACCUCGGCUGUUCACUCCUCGUCGACUCCAUCGUCCGCUGCCCACGCCAGCCCCUCUACCGCGAACAAGGGCAACACUGGUGGCUACAACCCUUCCAAUGGCCCUAACCGUAUGGGUAGCCCCAAGGCAGGCUCAGCUGUGAACGGUUGCAGCGCCGAGGAGCACCAGCCCGACCACCACUCGACUCAGCAGUCGAACUCCAAGACUCAGCAGUCGAACUCCAAGGGCCACUCGUAUGGCCAGUCCAACAUCCACCGCAGGCGUAGCCGCAACUAA